AUGGACAUGUAUGCAAUGCUCAGACUUUACCAGGAACUGCCACGAAUCACUGUUAUCGUAGAUGUCGCAAUGAGACUAGUCAACUAUUCAAGAGUACUUUGGCCAUUUGCACAUAGUACAGUGUUUAUGUUGAGAGACAUGAGACUGUUUCUAGAAGCUCUCGAAUACUUCGAUGAACGUAUACAGUACAAAAAGCAGGAAAGAGGAAAUCUCAUCGGCUUACUGUUGUGCUGCAUUUCCAUUCUGCUAAUCCUGGCAGAAUUCGCUUUAGCUCCUGUCUAUUUUCGCCGGUACCCUGAGAAUACACGCGUAUUACAGUGGAUAUUGUCUGUAGUGAUCAGGGGCCUGGAAUCCCUCGUCCUGCUACAAAUCACCACACUUGUACUCGAACUGCGAGAGAGAUUUCGUAUACUCAACGACUGUAUCCUGACGACUGCCACUCCUCACAGCAACAAGCACAUUUCUCGUAUCCUCCUGGGCUAUGUUCGACAACCGGAUCUGGCAACCCAGCUUGGAGUGGUCCGGCUGCAGCACGCACACGCAGUUCUCCAGCGGGCAGCAGAAAUCCUGCAACGCCACUUCGACAUCACCUUGGUUCUGCACGUGACGACAGCGCUCUCCGCUCUCAUAUACGGUGCGUAUGAGUUCCUGGUGAUGUGCAUGGCGCCAGAGAAGAGCCACGCCACCGUGGUCAACAAUUCCAAGGCGUCGGCAGCAACGUGGCUGACGUCUCACAUCCUGAACCUGGUGGCUGUGGUGCUCUCCUGCUCGGCGACGGUGGACGAGGCAGAGCGCACGCGCGACUUGGUGGUGAGGGUCGCCACGCUGCAGGGGCGCCCCUUUCUAAGUGCUGGGAUGGAGCCGCUGCUGACGCAAGUGCUGAACUCUCGCCCGCUGUCGUUCGAGGCUGCCGGUUUCUUCACCAUCGACCGCCAUCUAUUGGUGUCCGCUCUCUGCGUCACCAUCACAUACUUAGUCAUAUUAGCUCAGAUUUCUCUCAGUUAA
Messenger RNA from Schistocerca gregaria, 1005 nucleotides. Its product is annotated as putative gustatory receptor 28a. Gene Ontology annotation, cellular component: axon; dendrite; membrane. Lineage: Eukaryota; Metazoa; Arthropoda; Insecta; Orthoptera; Acrididae. The record is from RefSeq and is a predicted model, not a curated record. Gene Ontology annotation, biological process: sensory perception of taste. Bases 1 to 1005 code for a protein of 334 amino acids. The transcript has a single exon.